This is a messenger RNA of Doryrhamphus excisus (bluestripe pipefish), 3062 nucleotides long. It is a transcript of the gene gipc1, whose product is annotated as GIPC PDZ domain containing family, member 1. Gene Ontology annotation, cellular component: cytoplasm. Gene Ontology annotation, biological process: regulation of mitotic cell cycle; protein autophosphorylation; negative regulation of apoptotic process. NCBI's taxonomy places the organism in Eukaryota, Metazoa, Chordata, Actinopteri, Syngnathiformes, Syngnathidae. The record is from RefSeq and is a predicted model, not a curated record. Gene Ontology annotation, molecular function: protein binding; protein serine/threonine kinase activity; ATP binding.
AUUGUUUUGACUUAUUUUUUGUUUCAAUUGCCGACAAUUUAGUCACAAUGGAACUGUUUUCCCUGUCGGAAUAUUGUGAUGUAUUUACAUCAGUGAACCAGGAAGUAACCACCGGUACAAUACUGUCCGACACCGCCCAGGAUGCAAAUGGUAGAGUCCAUACUUUUCGAUAGAAAUACGUUUAGUUUAGUUACAAUGUAAUAAUUACAACACUCCGGGUGAUUAUUUGACCUUUAUUAGAGGCCUUUGUUAUGUCUUACCUGUGUGGAACUGCUUAGAAAUAAACGUACAGUACAGUAAACUUGACUUCUAAUAUGUGCUAUAAUGACGGUGGCUGUCCACUAGAUGGCAUUAUGCCGCAAUUGUUUUUUGCAUAACGUUUAACUAGUAUAAUUCCCGAAUAUUUGACAUGUUAAGUGUGCUUAAAGUGUCGUGUAUAAAUCAUUUAAUCAUCCCUAAGUAUUCUUACAGUAUUUUCACGAGCAUGUAGUUAGCUUAAGGUAACUAGCUUAAGCAAAGCUAACUAGUUAGCUUAAAGUAAGUCCAACAAUUAGCACAUGCUGCCUUUGCAGUUCACUGCUUUAUUAUUUUCUGUUUUUUUCGACAUAAAAUAGCCUUACCUAUAAUACAUUAAGGUACACUUAAGAAACAUAGUUAUCCAAUAUGCAAAUAUAUACCUUGGAAUAAACAUAUCGUUACGGUAACCAGGCGUAUAGAAUGCAGAAAAUGGCCGCUUUUUGCCUCCACUCCUUCUUGAGAGACCCUCGUAACAAUACUCCACCGUUUGAUUAAAUGUGCCUCUAAUAAAGUAAACAAUCUUUGAUUCAGCAGCCCUCACGUCAGCAGCUCAUCCUCCCGAAACCUCAUUAAAUCAAUUAAUUACGAUGAGAACGGAGGGAGUGGCAUGGCGGCUGUCGUGACGGUGAUUCAUGUCUUUGUCCAAAGUCAGUGUUUUCUUACAAGGUUCCAGCAGAUGAUCCUUCGUGGUGCACUUCGGUUUAAGUCGCAUGUAAGUGUCACGGCCGUGUCUCCUUAUUCGAGUCCCACUGGCACCAUAGCGCCUUUGACGUGUUUGUGACUGCCAAAGGACGGCAGUCCUUUAUGACUACACUUUACACCAAAUACACCAUCUCUUAUCGAACACACAGCCCGGAAAACCUGCCUGAUUUUGCCUUAUUUUUUGGCGAGUCGACACGCUGUGUGGAGUUCAUGCAAGCAAUCAUGAAUGUGGACAAGUUUCACACCUUGCCAUUUCUGCCCUCCAACCACUCUGGUGCCGAGAAGAGAGACGUUGCCACCUUCAUGGAAAGCUGUGGUCUGAGGAAAGCUGAAAGUAAGGUCUUGAGAAAUGGAGCCCUACUCACUAAAACGCCUUAUGACGCCGUCCCAAACGGUGGCGAAGCCAAACAACCAGCAGCUGGGACCAUGUCAUUUAAAGAGGAAGAAGACAAAGUCGCCGAGAUGACCCUGAAGGUGUCCCCCGUUAAAAGGAGCAAACGAAAGAUCACCCCUAAACAAGAGGAGCAAGCCAAAGAAGUGUCGGUGAAAAUCUCGCCGCAGCCUAAAAGAACAAAACGAAAGCCCAGCACAAAACCGGAGUCUCUCACAAAGCAGCAGGGACUCAACACCACCGAGGUCUCGGUGAAGGCGUUGCCUGCUAAAAGAACCAAACGCAACACAAACACCACCAAACCCGAGACCGUCAUAAGAGACCCCAAGGUUGACAGCACUGAGCUGUCCGUCAAGGCUCUGCUGGCUAAAGUCCUGAACAGCAAAUACAGCGCCAAACCCGAGACCGCCGCAAAGAAGCCGCAGGUGGAAGUCACCGAGGUGUCCAUGAAAGCUCUGCUGGCAAAACUAACCAACAAGAGGAAGUCAAGCACAAAACUCGAAGCCAAAAAACCCACACAAACCAGAAAGCCUCCCACAAAGGUAGUUGAGAAGACUGGCAACCUUCCACCGUGUUCCUGCUGCCCUACAACCUCGCAACAGGCCGACGCCACCAGAACAUUGUUUGUGCAAAAGUAUCAACAACUGGAGAAACUCGGGGAAGGAGGCUUUGGAUCAGUUUAUGCGGGUUACAGGAAAAGCGACUGUUUCCCGGUGGCGAUUAAAUACAUUCCCAUAGAAAAAGUCGAAAGUGUUUUUUUGUACAUCAACGGAAAAGUCCAAAAGGUUCCCUUAGAGGCUUGGCUCAUGCUGCAAGCUUCCUCCUUAAAGAACCCUGACGGUACAUCUGCAGUCGUGCUAUUAUUGGACACGUAUGAUCUGGAGCAAGAACUAGUCCUGGUCAUGGAGAGGCCUGUACCAUCUGUGGACCUGUUCACUUAUAGGACCAAAUACAAGCUAGGUCCACUGGAGGAGUACGAGGCAAAGAACAUCAUGAAGCAGCUGGUGGACACUGCGAUCAAAAUGCACGCCGUAAACGUUUUCCAUCGAGAUCUGAAGCAACGAAAUAUUCUCCUGGAGGCCACUUUUAGUCUCCCUCGAGUUCGUGUUAUAGACUUUGGAUGCAGCUGCUUCGUCAACGAGGAACCGUAUCAAGAAUAUGCUGGAACCUUACGUUAUGCUCCUCCAGAGUAUGUCUUCAAGCGUCCAUACAAGGCUGGACCAGCCACGGUAUGGCAACUGGGCGCGCUGCUAUUCGAAUUGCUGGAUGGAACCGAACGCUUCGACACACUCAUGUUCCUCUUUAAAGGCCUUACAUUAAACCGCGUACUGUCCCAAGAUUGCAAGGACUUCCUGUGGAUAUGCUUGACUUCAGACAUGGAGCAGCGAGCCACCUUGGAGCAGAUGCAGUGGCAUCCAUGGCUCCUCUGAUUCUGAACGCACUCCCUCAAAACAACUGACGACCACCCACGGCACCCUACUGGACUUCUCUUCUACUUCUCUGAUGUGUGGUUUUGUAGAUCUGCUCACUGGCCGUUUAAGACAGCUCUUGAGCUCGUCUGAAGGACUACACUUUAACUGUGACUCCCUACAAUACACCUGCAGCUGGUUCUACCCCUAGAACCAGCCCCUUUUUUUGGAUAACGCCCUCGCCUCUUCUCCCCCACCUCCCA